Messenger RNA from Syngnathus acus (greater pipefish), 1185 nucleotides. RefSeq names its product 3-oxoacyl-[acyl-carrier-protein] reductase FabG-like. Gene Ontology annotation, molecular function: oxidoreductase activity. The record is from RefSeq and is a predicted model, not a curated record. Bases 155 to 1027 code for a protein of 290 amino acids. Lineage: Eukaryota; Metazoa; Chordata; Actinopteri; Syngnathiformes; Syngnathidae. The transcript has 9 exons.
GCAGUUAAACCAAUCACAGCUCGAGCCUGAGCACCACCCGGAAAUGUGUUCGUUGCUCUGCUUGUGUGUCAAGCAAGACCACGUACAUCGUGUACAAAACAAAACAAAACAAAACAAUACAAUACAGGUUGACUUGAUCUGACUGAAUUCUCAAAUGGCCUCAGACGAUGCAUACAAAGUGUCUUCCCUGAAGGGAAAAGUGAGCCUGAUCACCGGUGCCAGCUCAGGUAUCGGCGCAGGCACGGCCGUCCUGUUUGCCAAACUUGGAGCUGUUCUGGCUCUCAAUGGCAGAAAUGUGGAGAGUCUGAAAAAGGUGGCCAAGGAGUGUGCCGAGUGUGGUGGAGGAACUGAGCCCUUGCUUUUGCCCGGCGACCUGACGGACGAGGACACGGUGAAGAGGACGGUGGAGGACGUCAUCGCGCGCUUCGGCCGACUGGACGUCCUGGUGAACAGCGCCGGCAUCCUGGCCAUGGGCGGCAUCGAGACGUCAGACUUGGCGACGUACGACAGGGUUAUGAACAUCAACGUCAGAUCUGUGUACCAGCUGACCCAACUCUGCGUGCCUCACCUGGUCAAGACCAAAGGCUCCGUCGUCAACGUAUCCAGCGUCAAUGGACAGAGAUCGUUCCCUGGCGUCCUGGCCUAUUGUAUGUCCAAGUCAGCCAUUGAUCAAUUCACUCGCUGUGUCGCGCUGGAACUGGCGUCGAAGCAAGUUCGAGUCAACUCAGUGUGUCCUGGUGUGAUUGUCACAGAAGUGCACAAGAGGGCAGGACUGGAUGAAGAGCAGUAUGCUAAGGAAUUGAUCUGGAAUUGUGGGCGCCCUCUAGUGGUACGUGAAGGAAUCUACAGUUCAGUUGCAUUUAACUUGUUCCUAGAAAAGUGCAAGCAGACUCACGCACUUGGCCGACCGGGCGAAGUGGACGAGGUGGCCCACAGCAUCGCCUUCCUGGCAUCGGACGCAGCUACUUUCAUUACCGGAGUCAACCUUCCCAUUGAUGGCGGCCGCCACGCUAUGUGCCCACGAUAAACCUUCACUGUAUAAUUAGGAGAUAAAAAAGUAAGCCUACCUCUGAAUUUUGUUUCCGAAUAGUUGAGUUAUUCCAAAUUCAAAAGAGCAUUUUGAUUGGUGCUAAAUAUAAAAAUGAUAACUGUAGCUUUAGAAAAUAAAAAUUUUAUUGAACAAAA